GCCAGCCCGAGGGCCCUUUGUGCGCCUGCGCGCUCGCGCUUCCGCCCUCUCGUGGCGCUCGGCUAAGGCAGUCUGUCUGUCGGACUCUGUCCUUGGAGCACAGAGAGGCAAGGCGACUUCGGAGAGCCAGCCGCCCGAUUGUUUUCCUUUCCCUCCCUCUCUCCCGUCCCACAUCGCUAUUCACCCCUCUCCCGCCUUUGCUCGCGCAGCCAUGGCGGAGCCGUCGGCGGCCACUCAGUCCCCAUCCGUCUCCUCGUCAUCCUCCGUGGCCGAGUCCUCUGCGCCCGGUGGCGGCGGCGGGAGCCCGGGAGCCUGCCCCGCCCUGGGGGCGAAGAGCUGCGGCUCCUCCUGUGCUGAUUCCUUUGUUUCUUCCUCUCAGCCUGUAUCUCUAUUUUCGACCUCACAAGAGGGAUUGAGCUCUCUUUGCUCUGAUGAGCCACCUUCAGAAAUUAUGACUUCCUUCUUUUGUUCAUCUUCUGAAAUAUAUAAUACUGACCUUACAAUACUACAUGGAGAAACAAGCAAAGUGUUAGGCAGCCAGCCUAUUUUAGCCAAAGAAAGAAAAGACUGCUUGGCUCUUCUAGAUGUGAAAAAGAUGGAAAAGCCUCAGGAGACCAGUAAAGACAUAGCAGACUCCCCAGUUUCUGUUGCAGAAGGAGUUCACUGUAACCGUCCUUCCAUUCCAGACAGUUUCCCAGAUCAUCCUGCUUUUCUCUCAGAGGAAGUUGGUCAAAUGCAACAGCAGAUAAAUAAAGAUCAAGAGUCCAAGAACCCAAAUGAGGUACCAAGUAGGGACGAUAGAACUGCCUUGGAUGCAGAUGACAAAUUCACUUUGCUAACAGCCCAGAAGCCACCCACCGAGCAGUAUAAAGCAGAAGGUAUUUGUACGUAUUCCUUGUCCCCCUCUGAAGUUUCAGGAGGUGGUAUUAUGGAAAAGGAUUCCCCUGAAUCACCAUUUGAAGUAAUUAUUGACAAAGCAGCAUUUGACAGAGAAUUUAAAGACGCAUAUAAGGAAAACAUAAAUGAUUUUGGUAGCUGGGCAGUGCACACUGAUAGAGAAUCACCUGCAGACAUUUCUGAGUCUAAUGACAAAGUAUUUCCACUGAGAAAUAAAGAAACAGGGCGUUCCCCAGCUUCUGCCUUGCUCACUAGGCAGUUUUCACACACAACUGCAGCAUUGGAGGAGGUAUCUAGAUGUGUAAAUGAUAUGCAUAACUUUACUAAUGAAAUAUUGACUUGGGAUUUGGUUCCCCAAGUAAAACAGCAGAGUGAUAAAUCUGACUACAUCACAAAAGCUGCAGGACCUGACAUGGGUGAAUAUAUUUCAGAAAUUCCAGUUGUAAGUCUUAAAAGUAACACUCAUCAGAAAAUUCCUGUAUGUUCUAUUAAUGGGAGCACUACUAUCCCUAAAUCAACAGGUGAUUGGGCAGAAACAUCUCUCCCACAGGAAAAUGCUAUGCCAGACCGUCUCAACUCUACACAGGAAAUCAGUAUCAAAGGUGUGCGAGGCAAUGUGCAGAAAAGAGAUGACACACUUUCAGAGUUACCUGGAUCUCCAUUUGAGAAAUGUGUCUCUCUUGGUUCUGGAGUGGCCACAGUGAAAGUGGUUUUACCUGAUGGCCACCUGAAAGGUGCAAUGAACUGGCAGACCUCUGUGUUGGGAGAGGUGACAGAGGCUGGUAGUUCUGGUGAAUCUGAUGACACGGUGAUAGAGGACAUCACAGCAGAUACUUCAUUUGAGAGCAACAAAAUUCAGGCUGAAAAACCUGUUUCCAUCCCAAGUGCUGUUGUAAAAACAGAUGAAAGAGCAAUGAAAGAGAUUCUUAAUUGUAAUAGGGAAGACAAAACAUCUGGAAACUUUGACAGGUCCAUCAGUGACUCUGCGCCACGACAAGUUCAGCCUGAUGUUCUUGGAAGGAGUCCAGCUGGUGAGGCAGAAUGUUCACAAGUACCUAAUAUGAAUGUCACGUCAGAAGAUGUGAAGCAGUCAGAUAGUAUGAGUGUAGUUGCUCCUGAAAAGCUUGUUGCAGCUGAGAACCCCAAACUUCCUUCAGAAGCAUCUCCAAAGGUUUUUAAUGAUAAGACAGAAUUCUCACGAAAUGUGACAACCUCUGCCUAUUUGGAGUCAUUGCAUGAAAAAAGUGUUAACGAUACAGAUGAUUCUUCCCCAGAGGACCUGAUAGCAGCCUUUACAGAAACCAGAGAGAAAGGAAUAGUAGGUAAAGGUGAAGGAAAUACCUUCGAAGCAACAUCAGAGAAAACUAAGGACUUUAAAACAACUCUUCCGGUAGAUGUUUUACAUGAAAGUGAGUCAGGUGGUUCUGAAAUUGAAAACAUAGAAGGCAAAUACAGUGAACAAAGCAAAGAAACAGAUGGGAGUGAGCUUCUGGAUGUUUUCCCUACCCAGGGUACCCCAGUGGCAUCUCUUGAUUUAGAGCAGGAACAGCUCACAAUCAGAGCACUGAGAGAACUGAGUGAAAGGAAGGUUGAGAAGUCCGCUUCUGCACAGGAUAAAGUAGAAUCUCCCGAAGAAAUACUCAAGCAGACUUUAACAUUUGCUCCAGAAUCUUGGCCACAGAGAUCCUAUGAUGUCCUAGAACACAAAGAUGUUAAGACUGGAUCUGAUCUCGGGAUUUCCAAGAAGCCCACUAUUACCAAAGAAGCUACUAGGGUAGAUACCACUUCCAGCCUUAGCAAGACUGAACUGGUAAACAAGGAUGUCCUAGCAAGACUUCUGACAGAAUUCUCAGUGCACGACUUAAUUUUCUGGCGAGAUGUGAAGAAGACUGGGUUUGUCUUUGGCACCACACUGAUCAUGCUGCUCUCCCUGGCAGCUUUCAGUGUCAUCAGUGUGGUUUCUUACCUCAUCCUGGCUCUUCUGUCUGUCACCAUCAGCUUCAGGGUCUACAAGUCUGUCAUCCAAGCUGUACAGAAGUCAGAAGAAGGCCAUCCGUUCAAAGCCUACCUGGAUGUAGACAUCACUCUGUCCUCAGAAGCUUUCCAUAAUUACGUGAACGCUGCCAUGGUGCACAUCAACAGGGCCCUGAAACUCAUUAUUCGUCUCUUUCUGGUGGAAGAUCUAGUUGACUCCUUGAAGCUGGCUGUCUUCAUGUGGCUGAUGACCUAUGUUGGUGCCGUUUUCAAUGGGAUCACCCUUCUGAUUCUUGCUGAACUGCUCAUUUUCAGUGUUCCAGUUGUCUAUGAGAAGUACAAGAUCCAGAUUGAUCACUAUGUUGGCAUCGCCCGUGAUCAGACCAAGUCAAUUGUUGAAAAGAUUCAAGCAAAACUCCCUGGAGUUGCAAAAAAAAAGGCAGAAUAAGUACAUGGAAACCAGAAAUGCAACAGUUACUAAAACACCAUUUAAUAGUUAUAAUGUUGUUACUUGUACUAUGAAGGAACUGUGCUCAGUGUCAGCUUGAGCCUGCAUUCCAAGCUUUUUUUUUUUAAUUUGGUGUUUUCUCCCCUCCUUUCCCUUUACCCUCAAUCAAGAACAAGAAUUGUUGGACUUAAAAAAGAACUGAUAUCUUAGAACCCAAAAGAAUAAAGAAAGAAUCAAAUUAAUAGGAUAAAUCAAUACCUUAAUGAUGGUGGAGCUUUACCUGUAGCUAGAAAGGAGGGGAAAGAUUGGAGGUAAAGGAGAAAAUGGAAAAUAAAACACAUCUCUUGGGUUCUUCUAUUCAAAUUUCAAGGACUAGUCAGUCUUACAUAGCUUUCCAUCAUAGUUUUGCCCUUAUUUUUAAGUUAAGAAAUAAUGAUUAACUUAUGAAGAAAUUAUCUGGGGACAAGAAUGGGAUUCUUUCCCUCUUUUUUGUUGUUGUUGUUGUUGUUUUGUUUUAUUUUGUUUUUUGCAGCCCUGUGAUCCCAUCUUCCUGCCCCACAAUGUGAGCAGCUACCCCUAAUAUUCUUCUUCUUCAUUUAACGAUAUAACUUUCAACUCUAUGAAUAACUUAUAGUUGAUAGUGAUAAUUCCUGAUUCUCAGAAUGCCAUCUGAUAACCAAGAAUGGAAAGUAGGAUGAGCAGGAGCGCACAGGGGUGCUGCUGCGACUCCCGCUCACCCUUAGGAGAGGACAGGCUCCGCCAUGUGGGACGGUGGGGUCUGUGUCAUUUCUUUCGGACACCAGUUCUGAGCUUUAGUUUGAGAGCUUAUUCCUGAAUGGGCUUUCCUCCCUCUUUCCUACCCUCAAGUUUAAUAAAUAUGGUUGUACUUUUCUUAUUAUAAAAUAAAUGUCUGUAACUGCUGUACACUGCUGUAAACUUGUUAGAGAAAAAAACUAAUCUGCAUGUGGGCUCCUCAGUUAUUGAGUUAUUGUAAUCCUGUCUCAGUCCUUGGUGGGGAGACAUUCUCAAGGGGUGAACUACAGAAACACAAAGGCCUUUUUUCUCUUUUAUCUUUUCCUCCUGCACAUGGUACAUCUUUAACCUGUGCUCAUCGUUUUCCCCUAAGGACCAAAGCUGAGCUGGCUUGAGAGGAGAUUGUGUCUGUGGUUAAGAGAUCACAGAUUAGUGUAAGGAAGUGCAUUUUGUGAUUCAUAUGGAGUUUUAACUUGGAGGCUAGCUUAUUGGGUGUGUGUUGUUUGAGGGUUCCUUUCAUUUUCAGGCACAUAAAAUGUCUUGGCACCUCUACCAUGGUACAGGGUGCUCCUUUUGAGAGUAUUUUCCAAGAAGCUUUAGGUGAGGGUGAUCAGGCAGGGCCAGAUUGUGUUGACAGGCUCCGUGCACAAUUAAAAGACAACAAAACAGUUCAUGUUGACAUCAGAUGGAGGGCGUUUGGGAAUCUUUGAUUCCCGUUGGAGACUUAUAAGUGUCUUCCUCCCUUUCCAACAUGAAAAUUCAGUAAAUUUGAAAGAAAAUCAUCUGUGAGUUCCUUCAGGUUGUAACUCAUAGUCGUGAUAAUCCAGAGGGAAUAUGCACUGGUGACUUUAAAGGCUACAAUCUUUGACAGUCCCAAAGCAGUGCAGCUCUGUAGAAGGUAGUGGAAGGAAGUUUUCCUUCUAUUUUGUUGAGGAAAUUACUUAGGAAUUUAGAUGGGUAAAAGGUACCCUUGCCUUACUCCACUCUCUUAUUUUCUUAGCCCCCUUUCCUUUUGAAAUGUUUAACUGAUUUCAUGUCAUAGUAGGGAAUGCAUUCUCCAUCCCCAUCCUUUGCCCUCCCAGGAAGUAAGUGUACUGAUCAUCUUUUUGGGCUUCCCCUCCAAAGGACCUUUUUCUGCACUGGAAGCCUCCACACCUAGCUCUUUGUUUUGUUAGUGCUGUGUUUAGAUUAAUUUGGACAGAUCUUUGUGCCACACAAGAAUUUUUUGUUUUUUUAAGAAAAAU
Balaenoptera musculus (blue whale) is the source of this 5316-nucleotide messenger RNA. It is a transcript of the gene RTN3, whose product is annotated as reticulon 3. The transcript has 9 exons. Gene Ontology annotation, biological process: neuron differentiation; endoplasmic reticulum tubular network formation; brain development. The coding region runs from base 212 to 3319 and encodes 1035 amino acids. Lineage: Eukaryota; Metazoa; Chordata; Mammalia; Artiodactyla; Balaenopteridae. The record is from RefSeq and is a predicted model, not a curated record. Gene Ontology annotation, cellular component: neuron projection; postsynaptic density.